AAGUUAAAAAUUCUGUUGUUGGGAUUAGUUUGUGGCCGGACAGUGGCCGAGGUCGUCCACCUGUGUCAUUAUCUCUCUCUGGGCUUGUGUAUCAUAGAUUGGCAGAGUCCAACUCCAUGGUGCUUUUCUUCAUCAGUCUGUAGCAAGCUCGCUUCUUACACCAGAUGGAAUUCGAGAGUGACUUGGCACGUUCGUCCGAGUACAAAAGUUUCCGUAGUACAGUGCCUCUCAAGCAAAUAGUAGUUGACAAUGAUGCAUUGAAGGUAUGGAAGCUUUACGAUGCUGGACCAAGGAGUGUCCGAUGCCCUCUUGUGUGUCUUCCCCCAGUUUCUGGAACUGCAGAUUCCUUCUUCAAACAAAUUUUACCUCUCACUGCACGUGGCUAUAGAGUCAUAUCGGUAGAGUAUCCGGUAUACUGGACUGUUCUUGAAUGGUGUGAAGGCUUCAGACGUCUCCUUGAUCUUCUUGAGAUUGAUCGUGCUCACUUGUUAGGGGCCUCACUUGGUGGAUUUUUGGCGCAGAAGUUUGCCGAGACCACCUUCAAUUGUCCUCGUGUCGCUUCACUCAUCCUCUGCAAUUCCUUCAUUGACACCAAGAUAUUUAAUUAUGCAGACUCCUCUUCUGUUUUUUGGAUGCUACCAGCAACACUUUUGAAGAAGAUGAUUAUUGGUCGAUUCCCCAGAAAGCUAAUGGAUUCACACAUUGCAGACUCAAUAGACUUCAUGGUAGAAAGAUUGGACAGUAUAAAUCAGAGCGAGCUGGCAUCAAGACUCACUCUCAACUGUUCUCCGGACUAUGUACAACCUCACAAAAUACAGGUUGAUGUGACAAUCCUGGAUGUUUUUGAUGAAUCGGCCUUAUCUCAGUCUGUAAAAGAGGAGCUGUAUAAAUGCUACCCAACAGCUCGCUUAGCCCACCUCAAGUCAGGCGGAAACUUUCCCUUCCUGUCAAGAGCAGAAGAAGUUAAUAUAUACCUUCAAGUCCACCUUCGAGUUUACGAGGGUAGCCAUCUGAGUGCCUGCGAUUCUGGCACUCCUGUUGACCGAUAGCACUGCCCACAUAUCACAUUGGUUUACACAAAAGGAAGUAUUGCACACACCAGAUGAAGAAUGGCAAAGAACUGUGAAUUACUGUACAGUAUUUGCUCACGUGCAGCAUUGUCUCAGUUGCUGAGACAAUACUAGCUGUUGCAAUACUAGGUUUGUCAAGAUUGCAAGUCAUGAAGUUAAGAAAUGUAGUUUUACUGAUUACAAUGGCUGUAAUGCAAAGAAACUCGGUGAUAUGUUUAUUCUUUGAAUUGAUGCAACUUUUUAGAUUGGUUUAUUAGAAACAGGAUUUAUGUAUGAAUGAAAAUUUGUAUAUUUAUAUAAAUUAUAAAAAAAAAAAAGUGUGACUUAUACAUGUACUGUCUUUCUUGUUUGUAUCAUCUGAUGUAUUUUUAUAUUUUUUCUCUUCAGUAAUUUUCUAUUUUGUAUUUUGGUGCACUGCACUUUCCAUUUUUUUAUUAUGCUGCAAAGAAUGUCUGAAAUAAAUCAAAUUGCUCUAUA
Procambarus clarkii (red swamp crayfish) is the source of this 1547-nucleotide messenger RNA. RefSeq names its product maspardin. The record is from RefSeq and is a predicted model, not a curated record. NCBI's taxonomy places the organism in Eukaryota, Metazoa, Arthropoda, Malacostraca, Decapoda, Cambaridae.